Neolamprologus brichardi is the source of this 5456-nucleotide messenger RNA. The record is from RefSeq and is a predicted model, not a curated record. Lineage: Eukaryota; Metazoa; Chordata; Actinopteri; Cichliformes; Cichlidae.
ACCUGUGAGAGGUGGAGCCUUCAGCCUCCUGAUGGAGAAGCACUAACCGGAGAUCGCAGCCUCUGAGCGGACCGUGUGGACCCGAACCAGAGCCGAACCUCCCGGUUUGUGUGUGUUUCCGCGUGCGUGUCGGUGCUUCUUGUCGGUGAUGGAGGCGGCGGAGGGUGGCGUGUGCGGGGUGAAGGUGAUGUGUCGCUUCAGGCCGUUGAACGAGGCGGAGCGGAGCCGCGGAGACAAAAACAUCCCGAAAUUUAACGGAGAGGACACCGUGGUGGUGUCGGGGAAGCCAUAUGUGUUCGACCAAGUCUUCCCCCCAACCACUGAACAGGUUCAGGUGUACGACACCUGCGCCAAGCAGAUCGUCAGAGAUGUGUUGGGAGGAUAUAACGGCACCAUCUUUGCUUAUGGUCAGACCUCCUCAGGAAAGACUCACACAAUGGAGGGGACCCUUCAUGACCCUCAUCAGAUGGGCAUCAUCCCUCGUAUUUCCAGAGACAUCUUCGACCACAUCUACUCCAUGGAUGAGAACCUGGAGUUCCACAUCAAGGUGUCUUAUUUUGAAAUCUAUCUGGAUAAAAUCAGAGACCUGCUGGAUGUGUCAAAGACCAACCUGGCUGUUCAUGAAGAUAAGAACAGAGUUCCCUUUGUGAAGGGCUGCACGGAGCGCUUUGUUUCCAGUCCCGAGGAGGUGAUGGACGUUAUCGAUGAAGGAAAAGCAAACAGACACGUCGCUGUGACCAACAUGAACGAGCACAGCUCUCGCAGUCACAGCAUUUUUCUGAUCAACAUCAAACAGGAGAACGUGGAGACGGAGAUGAAGCUAUCAGGGAAACUUUACCUGGUGGACCUGGCAGGCAGCGAGAAGGUGAGUAAAACAGGAGCAGAGGGCGCUGUUUUGGAUGAGGCUAAAAACAUCAACAAGUCUCUGUCUGCUCUGGGGAACGUCAUCGCUGCCCUGAGUGAAGGAACGAAAACUCACGUUCCAUACAGAGACAGUAAGAUGACCCGGAUCCUUCAGGACUCUCUGGGUGGAAACUGUCGAACUACCAUCAUCAUCUGCUGCUCGCCGUCUGUUUACAACGAGGCUGAAACCAAGUCCACGCUCAUGUUUGGACAGAGGUACGGCAAGUCACCUGAUCAGAGGAAAAAGCAGAGUGAGUCUGUACCUGUGGAGGAACAGCUGAGCAACAGAAACAAGAAGUGCAGCAGCGAGACAGCAGCAGCGAUUGACAGCUUGGCUCCGCCCCCUGUCGCCCUGUCUGUGGAGGAGAAGUCGCAGUACGAGACUCUCAUCACUGACCUGUACCAGCAGCUGGACGACAAAGAUGAUGAGAUCAACCAGCAGAGUCAGAUGUCUGAGAAACUCAAACAGCAGCUGAUCGACCAGGAUGAGCUGCUGGCAUCUAUCCGCCAAGACUAUGAGCGGCUGCAGGAGGAGCUGUCCCGCCUGCAGAGGGAAAGCGAUUCAGCUAAAGAGGAGGUGAAGGAGGUGUUGCAGGCGCUGGAGGAGCUGGCUGUCAACUACGACCACAAGAGUCAGGAGGUGGAGAAUAAGAACCGCUGCAAUGAACAGCUGAACGACGAGCUCGCUCACAAAACUGUCAGUCUGGAGGCUGUUCAGAGGGAGCUGUCCUCCCUGCAGGAGCUCAGCUCUCAUCAUAAGAGGAGGUCAGCGGAGAUCGUCAGUUUGCUGCUCAGAGACCUCAGUGAGAUCGGCAGUGUUCUCGGAACCACCGAGCUCAAAGCUAUGACUGAAGUGAGUGGAGUGAUGGAGGAAGAGUUCACCUCUGCCCGACUCUACAUCAGUAAGAUGAAGUCUGAAGUCAAAUCUCUGGUGAACCGCAGCAAACAGUUGGAGGUCAACCUGACAGAAAACACCUGUAAGAUGAAGGCGAACGAGAAGGAGCUGAGCACGUGCCAGCUGCUCGUGUCGCAGCUCCGGGCAAAGCUGGGGUCUCUCACCGAUGACCUCCAGAAGGUGGAGCAGAAGAAGAGGCAGCUGGAGGAGAGUCAGGAUGCUCUGAUGGAGGAGGUCGCCAAGCUCCGCGCACAAGGUCAAAUGCACGAGCUGACAGUGAUGGACAAAGAGAAAGAACACAUGAGCCAGCUGAAGGAUGUUGUGGAGAUGAAGAGAACGCUGGAGGAACAGAUGGAGAACCACCGGGAGGUUCAUCACAAACAGCUGAGUCGACUCCGAGAUGAGAUCGAUCAGAAACACAGAGACGUCGACCGACUCAAAGACGUGAAUCAGGCUCUGCAGCUGGAAAACAGGAAGCUUCAGUCUGACUUGGACAAACUGAGAGCAGAGGAUCAGAACAAAGACCAGAAGCUUCAAAAGCUCAUGUUUGUGAACGAGAAGAGAGAACAAGCCAAAGAAGACCUGAAGGGUUUGGAGGAGACGGUGGCCAAAGAGCUGCAGAUGCUCAACAACCUUCGCAAACUCUUCAUCGACGACAUUGGAGCUCGAAUCAAGAAUAGUUCAGAGAAUGACAGCGAUGAGGCUGGUGGCAGUUUGGCUCAGAGACAGAGGAUCGUCUUCUUAGAAAAUAACUUGGAGCAGCUCAGCAGGGUCCACAAACAGCUGGUUCGGGAUAACGCUGAGCUCCGCUGUGAGCUGCCCAAAUUGGAGAAGCGUCUCCGGGCGACAGCGGAGCGAGUGAAAGCUCUGGAAACUGCUCUGAAAAAUGCAAAAGAGUCAGCCGUGAGGGAUCGCAAACGCUACCAACAGGAAGUUGACCGCAUCAAAGAGGCUGUGCGGUCCAAAAACCUGUUCAGGAAAGGACACUCGGCUCAGAUCGCCAAGCCAAUAAGAGCCGGUCAUCAGCACCAUCAGAAUCCGUCCUUCUCCCAUGCUAUCCGACCUACCAUUAGAGGAGGGGGUGCAGGGUCCAGCCCACGACACCAACCCCCCCGACACCAACCUCAGCAACAUCUCCACCAGAGCAGCAGCAGCAAGUAGGCUCCAGGUAGCAGAUGACUCUGGAUCAGUUUCCUUUUCUGUGGAUCUUUGGACUCUCCUGUUUUCACCACUCUGCCUAUACUGGAACCACACCCCACAAUGUUCUGCCUUAACAGCCAUUCCACCUUAAACAAACCACCUUAACAGCCUUGCCAGCUUAACAAACAUUCCACCCUAACGCAGGUGCUCUCUCUGACUGUUUUCUGAAUUUUUGUUGUUGUUCUUUAUUCUCAAACAAUCAAAUAUCUUCAAAGAAUUACCGCUAAGAAAAGUUAAUAUCUUUUUUAUAUCUCUAUCUUUUUUUUUAACUAAAUGACAUUUUUAGAUUUUUGGGUCUCUGUUGCCUUUAUCACACAGCACAGUGGAGAAAGAGAGGAAGGACGCAGCAAAGGCUCUCGGAUCAGUUCUGCCUGGUCGCUGCGUCUGGUUGCCUUUAGCUGUGAGCUAAACCUGAGUCUGAAUCUGAGUCUGUAAACCUGUCAGUGUUUACUCAUCAUGUUUAUGGCAUUCAACUCUCAGAUUUAAAGCAAACAGAUUUUUCACAGAGGUGCAGAAUUCCUCGUUUGAAAUUAAAUCAAAAAAGAGUUUAUUAUAAUCUUUAAAAAGUGUUAUUCUCCAAACCUAGGAGUAAUCUGGAAAUGCUGCUCCCUGAUUCCAACUCCACCCAAGGACAAAAACUUUUAGCAGUCUAAACUCUACGCAGCCGUUUGUUGACUUCGGCAGUGAGCCACGCCAAAAUAAAGGUCCCUAAUGUUCCCUGCCCAAUAUGAAAGUCAAACAACAGAUACAUUUCUAACACAAGGUCCCACUCAAACAAGAGAAAACAGAUUUCAACAGAAAAGGCUUCUCAUUCAUAUCAGGCUGCUGCCGUGUUUAACAUAUAGUGAAAGAAUACUCCAGGUUGUUUAAUUUACAAAACUAUUAAUAACUAUUUACAAAGAGCUUGAUUAGGUCUCACAAGGCCACACACACAAGUUCACUCACUUUACUCAGUAAUGAACUUUUUGACUCAGGAGUUUCACACAGAGAACACUCAAAAGUUACCAUGAGAAACACACAGCUUGUUGUCCAGUCUGGGAACAGGAAUCCAAGCAAACAACUCGGCUGUCAAGAUAUACCCACACAGGACCCUGGGAGGGAGGAGAGAGAAAAACCCACACCCACAUUCUCUGGUGGGAAGGGUCACACAUAACAAUGAUACUAAAAUCAGUCAGGGCUCUAGACUAACUUUUUGCCACAGUUGCCUGGUGCACCUAACGUUUUUUCCUUAGGUGCACCAGCACCUGUCAACACAAAGUUCUUUAUUUGGAGCACAUUUCUACAAGAAAGACAAGUUACUGAAAAAAUGUGUUUAAAGUGCUUCACUGAGCUGAAAUGUAAACUUAAAACAUCUCAAGAUAUAUUCAAUAAAAAGAAAAUGUAAAUUAAAAAGACCUCAAAGUGUCUGACAGGCCUCAAAAUGAACAUCUCAGUAUCUGAACAGCUUUAUAUCUUAUGGACCCUCCUCCAUUACAGUCACAUGGCCCUCAGAUGGCCAACUCCUGUAAUCUGGCCUUUUCCCCCUUUUUUCCCAUGUGUCUGUGAUGACACCUGUAACCUGGGCUCACGUGACAUCAUUACUGUACAUGGGAUUUACCUUCAAGACAUUUUUCUUGUGAAGAAUUAUUUUGGACUUGAACUUAGUGAUCAGAACAUCUUCUUUGGGAAUAUCGUAGGCAAUGUUAAACUUGAUCAUCACAUCGACCUCCUGUGACGACCUGUUUGCUGCCGCUGAAAGGCAGUGGGGAGAAGGGAAACUUGGCCAGUGCAUUUAUCGCAGCAUAUAAUGUGUUUUCUGAAUACACUGUUUCUUUUUGAAACGUAUUAGCUGCAGUCACAAAUGCAGUAUUGCCGGCCACAGUUUCUUCACACUCACUGCAGGAAAUGCAGUGCAUCAUGUUGUCAGCUUUACUGUAUCUUAGCCAGGGAAACUGGCCAAGCCGCUCUCUUCCCAACGUAUACACUUUACGCUUUUACUGUCAGCGGGCUCUGAGUCCAUCAUAUGUGGCUCAUUAUCUGAUGCCGUCUCUGGACCAGUGUUAGACAUAACCUGAGAGGUUGAUGGCUCCGUGUCAGAGCACUUGCUAUGAGUUUCAGAGCAAUCAGGCCUUAACGAAACAGUUAUCAAUCGUUCUUUUCAUCUUUUCUCAUUACCCACAGCUACAGCCACUUCUAUCGGGUCUAGGCUGCUCACCUCUGUCUAUCUGCCUGCACCUUCAAAUGUAUACACAUGUAGGCCUACAUGUGGACCAUGACCAAUCACUAUCUCUGAUUGGUUUAGACCACGAUACAGGCAUAAUGUGUGAUGUUUUCUUUACUUGAAUGACUGGUUGCACCGGUGCGACCUAGGAUUCUUUUAGUCACACCACUGAGAAGUUAGGUCGCAUGUCACACUCUAGAGCAGGGGUGGGCAAUCUCAGUCCACGAGGGCCGGUGUCCUGCAGGUUUUAGAUCUCAC